GCGGGCGCGCGCCUCAAACCAAGAUGGCUACAGGAGACAAUAGCGGUCGGAUUCCGUGCUUAAAUUUCUCCGGACUCGGACCUCUGGGUAACAGCCAACCGAGUAACAGUCCUUACGCAAUAGCUGCGGCUCAUGGAGGAUCCGUUGGAGGCGGCGGAGGCUCUCAGGGCGGAACCAGGCGCUCGAACCCUCAGUCUGGGCCUGCAGGCCUGGAAAGCCCCGGUGUUGCGUUGGGACCUCCGCCGAACCUGAUGAACUCUCUUCCGGCUGGAGUGGCGGGGCCGUUGGGUGGGGCGAUGGCUCCUGUCGCCUCGAAUAUGACAGGAAGCCCGUCCAACGCAGUGGUGACACCGGCGGUCGUCACGCACUCCGCUGCCGCAGCCGCCGUGCUCGUGUACCGGGAGCCCGUUUAUAAUUGGCAAGCAACGAAAAGCACCGUGAAAGAGAGAUUUGCAUUUCUGUUCAAUAAUGAAGUGCUGAGCGACGUUCACUUUCUAGUGGGCAAAGGAAUGGGUGUUCAGCGGAUACCUGCACACAGGUUUGUUCUGGCAGUUGGCAGUGCAGUGUUUGAUGCCAUGUUUAAUGGAGGCAUGGCCACCACAUCUACAGAAAUCGAGCUUCCUGAUGUUGAAGCUGCUGCGUUCCUUGCCUUGCUCAAGUUCUUAUACUCUGAUGAAGUUCACAUUGGACCAGAGACAGUGAUGACCACUCUGUACACCGCAAAGAAAUACGCUGUGCCGGCCCUGGAGGCCCAUUGCGUUGAGUUUCUCAAGAAGAACCUGCGAGCGGACAACGCUUUCAUGCUGCUCACGCAGGCUCGACUCUUUGACGAGCCGCAGUUGGCCAGUUUGUGUCUGGAGAACAUUGACAAGAACACAGGUGACGCUCUGGCUGCAGAGGGAUUCACAGACAUUGAUCUAGACACGCUUUUUGCGGUGUUGGAGAGGGACACUCUGGGCGUACGAGAGGUGCGUUUGUUCGGGGCAGCGGUCCGCUGGGCGGAGGCAGAGGCUCACCGUCAGCAGCUACAGCCCACACCAGAGAACAAGAGACGUGUGCUGGGCAAAGCCCUCAGUCUCAUCCGCUUUCCCCUUAUGACGAUAGAGGAGUUCGCUGCAGGUCCAGCCCAGUCGGCCAUUCUGACAGACAGAGAGGUCGUGAGUUUGUUCCUGCACUUCACCGUAAACCCUAAACCACGUGUGGAGUUCAUCGACCGACCGCGCUGCUGUCUGCGGGGGAAAGAAUGCAGUAUCACACGCUUCGGACAGGUGGAGAGCCGCUGGGGUUACAGUGGAACCAGCGACCGCAUCCGAUUCUCUGUAAAUCGCAGGAUAUUUAUCGUAGGUUUUGGACUGUAUGGAUCCAUACACGGACCUACAGACUACCAAGUCAACAUACAAAUCAUUCACACAGACAGCAACACAGUUUUGGGUCAGAAUGACACGGGCUUCAGCUGUGACGGGUCAGCCAACACUUUCAGGGUAAUGUUUAAAGAGCCAGUGGAGGUCCUGCCCAACGUCAAUUACACCGCCUGCGCUACAAUGAAGGGUCCAGAUUCACACUACGGCACUAAAGGGAUGAGGAAGGUGACGCACGAGUUGUCCGGAUCCGGAACCAAAACCUGCUUCACGUUCUGCUACGCGGCAGGCAACAACAACGGCACAUCUGUGGAGGAUGGCCAAAUCCCAGAAAUCAUCUUCUACACGUAGUAAACCAUGACAACACAGGGCUCGCACACAGACUGUUUCCAUCAGCACAUAACGGCUCUAUAGUGCACGUGAUGCUGUAGCCAAAUCUGACAGUUGAGUCAAUUAUCAUUACGGGACGGCGGUUUAUCUUCAGGGGUUUUUGUGCAUUUAAUAACCGAUAGUGUGUCCAUAUUUACACAAUACAAUCAACUGAACAGGAACCUGUUAUGCAUUACUAAUCCAUGACAGAUAUAGUUUUAAUGUCAUAUACAGAUGUUUAUUUUUAUGGAUCUUAAGGAGCUGAUUCAGCAUCAGUGUAUUUGGGUUGCAAUUUAAAAUCUUGACCAAUCAAUGAGCACCUCACACUAUUUCAGAGCAUUUAAAUAUAUAUGGAGUGAAUCACAAAACCUGUCAAGAACACCCAUACCCUCCAUUAUUAAGGACAACACCUUUCGAUGUAUAUGCAACUUUAUGAUUUCCAUUUACGUUGGCAGAGAUUCGGGAAUGCCGUGGUCUGUUACUUUCUCUUUUGUGCCAAGGUUUCCUGUUUCUAUAGAAUGACUCCUUCAAUGUUAUAAUUAAUUUCAGCACUUAAUGUAACUAUAGAGGAGAAACAAAUCCAUUCAGGAAUGCCACAUUAUUUAUUUCGACAGGAUGCACCUCAUAAUUAAGUAAACUUGAACUUGUGCAUGCCAUCAUUACGACUGUAGACUGUUUGACAUUGUAGAUGGGUCUGUAAUCUUGCACCUGUUUCUGUGAUUACUCCUGUCAAAUAAAGCUGAAGCAUAUUCUUUAAACGCGA
Xyrauchen texanus (razorback sucker) is the source of this 2490-nucleotide messenger RNA. RefSeq names its product BTB/POZ domain-containing protein 2-like. Gene Ontology annotation, biological process: neurogenesis. Gene Ontology annotation, cellular component: P-body; cytosol. The record is from RefSeq and is a predicted model, not a curated record. The transcript has 9 exons. The coding region runs from base 24 to 1709 and encodes 561 amino acids. NCBI's taxonomy places the organism in Eukaryota, Metazoa, Chordata, Actinopteri, Cypriniformes, Catostomidae. Gene Ontology annotation, molecular function: protein binding.